This is a messenger RNA of Exophiala aquamarina CBS 119918, 1338 nucleotides long. RefSeq lists its product as uncharacterized. The transcript has 2 exons. NCBI's taxonomy places the organism in Eukaryota, Fungi, Ascomycota, Eurotiomycetes, Chaetothyriales, Herpotrichiellaceae. The record is from RefSeq and is a predicted model, not a curated record. Bases 1 to 1338 code for a protein of 445 amino acids.
AUGGUGUUCAACUCUUCUUUCAGACCGAUCGGUCGGGUGGGGGAAACAUACAAGACACUGUUUACAGACGAAGGUGCCUUACAAUUAUGUUCGUCGACCCCACUUCCGACACCUGCCGUCGUUGAGCUGACCGCAAGGUUCAUCACUGCCACCUCCGUGUCCUUCGAAGGCACCUCCAGCGGCAUGGUCGAACCCUCUAGUGACGUUGGGGAAUCGGUCCUCGGGGCUCACCACAACAACAGUCAUCUCCGGGACCUCUACCGCGCCAACAAACAAAGUCCCGAAAACGAGCUCCGCAUCCUAGACAUGGUCAGUGCUGUUUGUGGCAAUUCUGGUCCUUACAAAUCUACACUGGCUGCCACGGUGUCAAGCUUCCGCGCUCUAGCCUUGACAUACAUAUGCAACAGGGAUAACGUAGUUCACCCCAAGCGGCGCACUUUUCCCCUACCACACGACGAGAAAUUUCGAUUGCACAACCACAACAAUGACAUUCAACCAGAGGAUGUCGGCUUCUUCCAUCGAAUGCGUGGUGAGGAGGAUGGCGCGAUCAGGCGCGACCUUGCCCAAACCACCCAUCUCACAGCACCUACAGUUCCUGGAGGCAACCCCGAGUAUCACAUGCGCCAAUUGAAGGCAUAUGCAUUGACCAGCGAUAAGGACACAUUCGUGAGAGGAGCUACACGUUACCGCGAUAACCGAGACCUGGCAAUGACAUAUCGAGACGGCUUUAUUGAGCAAGCCAAUGAUAGGGCUCGUAAGAUGCCUAUCUCCAGCUCGACUACUACUUUCUCGGACAGCCGUACCUCAUUGUCACCAUUGAUUGUCGGUGAGGACACUUCUCAAGAUGAAAUGGCUCGCAAUGAGGUCACACCGGUCAAGCGCCUGCGGCCAGAUCCCAUGCCACCUGAUAGCCACGAAGCUACCACCGGGCAAUCAUCUCGCACUACCUCUCCCUUGACCCCACAACGCUCCGCUGCAGCAGAUCUCACGCCGUUGGACGAUACAGUGACGGGUCGAGGGACUUGCCCUUCUAACAACCAAGUUCAGACUUUACAGAAUGCAAUCGAAGUGCCUUCGAAGCGGAUGCGCCAUGAAGGAGCGUUGGGAUGGUGCAUCAAGCAUGAAAGCACAGCCACCUCAUCCAGUAUUUUCACAAUCCUCUUGUGCCACCUCUCUCCAAUAUUCAAAACUCAAGAGCAACAGUCUGGAGGUAUUCUGCAAGCACGGAAAUAUGUUCAAAUGACAUCACCAGCGUGUUUCAUGCGUCGGAAACUCCCCUGGCAAAGCCUCAAGGCUAAGCGACAUUCUACAUAUCUGCUUAUUUUGAAGAUGAAGUAG